Bombyx mandarina (wild silkworm) is the source of this 2276-nucleotide messenger RNA. It is a transcript of the gene Ccdc85, whose product is annotated as coiled-coil domain-containing protein 85. Lineage: Eukaryota; Metazoa; Arthropoda; Insecta; Lepidoptera; Bombycidae. The record is from RefSeq and is a predicted model, not a curated record.
CCGCGAGAGCCUGCGCGCAGGUAGAGCAGUCUGCGCCGGUCGGAGACACGCGCAGCGCGCGCGCCCUCCUGCCUCUACACACUACUCGUAACGCUAUUAAGUAUAACCUGACUUAAGAAAACAACAACUAAAUAUGAACAGCUUACAAUAUUGAACACGUGCGUGAAGUAAAAGUUUCAGUGUCUGUGAAGUUCAAGUGGUCGUGUAAUGCAGAACUAAGAAUCGAGUUAAUUGUGCGAAUGCCACGGUCCGCAGCCUACGCAGCCGGCAGCGUUCCCCUCCUAUCAUCAUUCAAGGACCAAUCGUUGAACUCAUGCCGUGUCAGCUUUCGCGCGGUCGCAGUGUGCUGAUUUAGGAAUGACCUUCGAGAACGCAUAACGAUGUACUGACUGAACUGGGGCGAGCGAAGCGGCUCCGAAAAUGUCAAUCAACCAGAACGCCGGCCAUUUCAGUAAACAAAAACAUCAACUAGGCAAACAGGCCCCAGAACCGGUAAACUUUCCACCGCGUUAUCAUCCGCCUCCGGCCGCCGGCGCGCCCAGACUGUCCACUGUUGACGCGACUGCCAAAGAGUUCAAACCGCCGUACUUAAGUAAAACCAUUGAUCCGUCUAAACUACAAUAUCCAACAGGAAUACACGGAACGGUGCCUGGAAAUUAUCCCAGUGGAUCUGUACCUGUUUCAAAAUAUCCUCAAGGAUAUCCUACGGGGUAUCCACUGCCCCCUGGAGCAUUACGGGUGCUGAGACCGUCUGGAGAACUAAUAACUAAGGCAAUUGUCCACGAACCCGUGGAGCCAACAGUGCGGGCGAGAAGUGCCGACGACACCCAACGUGCCCAACGUAAUUUAGAGGAAGAACAAAUUCACAGGAGGUCCGCAGAUAUGCUGAAGUUCACGAAACGAGUCGAGCCCGAAGGUCCUCGCGCGUCGAACGAUCAAAGGCGGCAGAUACAAGCGCUGUUAAACGACAUUAAAGCAUUGAAAGAAGCGAAUCGCCGCCUUACGGAAGAUAAUCAAGAACUUCGGGAUUUAUGUUGUUUUUUAGACGAUGAUCGCCAAAAAGGAAGGAAACUAGCAAGAGAGUGGCAGCGGUUCGGAAGAUAUACUGCUUCUGUGAUGCGACAAGAAGUAUCUGCGUAUCAAAGUAAGCUAAGAGAACUUGACGAUAAACAACAAGAACUGAUCCAUGAUAAUUUGGAAUUAAAAGAAUUGUGUUUGUAUUUGGACGAGGAACGCGAGAGAGUCGUGUGCUCUAACUGUGGAAGAACAACCGGUAGAGAACGGGAUGAUGGCGAUGGAAGUAGCAGCGGUACGAACGCAGAAGAAGGUACACGGCCAACACCUUCCGUAUCGAUCACGCAUCCUCAAUUGGCUGAAAGAACCGUUCAGUACGUAAAGGACUUAGAACAGAAGAUACGACGACUAGAGGCUGAAAAAGGCUUGGGAGGUGCUACGAACGAACGCCCAGAGGCUGUAGUGCGAGCCUUGCAAGUUCUCGAAGUCAGAGAAAAAGUUGAAAGGGAAAGAAGAAGGCCAGCACCGGACCUAGACUCCGGUGAGCAAGCUCUUGUGCGUGAAAUGUGCAACGUAGUUUGGGGGAAGUUAGAAGACGCACCACCACAAGCACCGCCUCGUUGAAAAUAUCUUUAUUUAACGUUCUGCUAUUGAGUGACAAUAAAAGUAGACCAAGUUUAGUUGUAUAGACCAGUGCGAUAGGAAUCCGACUUGAUUGAGGUCACACAACAUGGCCUGUCGUAUGCUGUGACCUACAGAAGGAAAUUAAGCGUUGACCUUGUUUAUCAAUCCAAACAUAACAGUAAAUAAAAUAAAAACACAUACAUAUAUACUGAUGACAGACAUUGUGAUGUCCUUAAUACAAAUGAAUGAAACUGAAUAGUACAAAAUUAGAUAUUAAAAUUAGGUUAAGAUAAUUCUUAAAAAAGCUAAGUAGGGAUUAUAAAAUACAUGGCCUUUUUGUAAACUUUACAAAUUAUUUCUAUUUUCGUGUUGCUAAUGUAUUGAAAAGAAAUCGGUCUGCUCUUAGAGGCUAUACGUUGUUCUUGCUGAAAGUCUGUGAUCGAGAGUGGUUUUAUUAAUCGUCUUUAAUUGUUGCUUCUUGCCAGUCAAACACAUACUUGUCAAUAAUAAACUUGAUGUUCAGUUUGCUCUGUAUCUAGUCAGUGUCCAUUUACUUACUGCAUAUAGGGCCCGUCGUCAUUUUAAUACUAAGUUUUAAUGCUUGCUUUUUGUAUUUAAAAAUAUAUUAAGGAAGUAGU